AUGACACAACAGGUUGAGAGCGAACUCCACAGCGGGCCGAAAAACGACCUCCAGGAAAUGUCUACGACAACCUCCACCAAGUCUGAAUCCCACGAACUGGACCUGGAAUACUCGCCAGAAUCUCCCGUGGACCCAAAGGAACUUGACCAAGUGUACCGUCAACUAGAUAUCCGGAUUAUUCCCGCGCUGUGGUGCCUCUAUUUUCUUGAAUCGUUUGGAGGAUCAGCAUACGGAAACACACUCACAAUGAACUACGAGAAGGGCCAUUCAUUGAAGCUCAGUCUUGGACUAAGUGCCCACCAUACCUCGAUUGCGUCUGCUCUAGUGUACGUGGGUAUCAUCGUGUUUGAUGUUCCUAUGAACCUGGCAAUGACCAAACUUUCUCCCCAAGUCUGGCUUUCGAGAAUCAUAGUAUCUGUUGGUCUGUGCUAUACAUGUUACACUGCGCUUAAAGGUCCUGGAGGCCUCAUAGCAAUUCGUUUCAUUACCGGAAUAUGUGGGGCCGGAACAUGGCCCGGAAUGUCAUACUAUAUUUCUCUUUGGUAUCCCGGAGAAAGAUCGACUAGGAGGAUCGGUUACUACUUCACUGCCGCUCAGCUAAGUGCGUCUGCAGCUGGACUGGUAUGUGCAGGUUUCCAGAAAAUGGACGGCGUGAGGGGAUGGUACGGAUGGCAAUGGAUGUACCUGGUAUAUGGAUGCAUCACUAUUGUGUGUGGAUUCACAUUGUUGUGGUGGUUGCCUGAUAGACCAAGAUAUCUUUCAAACCAAAACCAAUCCGCCGAAGACCGGUUCAUGUCUAGGAUCGGGUUGGAUAAGUUCAACUUUUUGCCCAAAGCUACCCAACCGCUGAACGAGAGACAGAGAAAGUUGCACAAACAAGAUAUGCUAAUCAGAUACAAGAGAAUUCAGUAUGGAGUCAAGGAUGUCUGGAACAUAUUCAUUGAUCCUAGACUAUGGCCCUUGAUUAUCAUGUAUUUCGGAGUUGUAGGAACUGGAUUUGGUCUGGCCGUGUUCGGAACGACCAUCAUUCACACAUACAACCCAAGUCUCUCCGGAAUUGACCUCUCGCUGUUGUACGCGCCAAUCUGGCUAUUUGACCUUGCUGCUAUUCUGUUGAUCACGCCUUUCGCUGAUAAGUUCCCCAAAUGGAGGCCUCUUUUGUUUUCUCUUUCCACAUUGAUCAUCAUAACUGGUCUCCUGGUCUGUACUUAUGCACACGACAAAUGGAGCAAGUACGGAGGUCUUCUCAUUGCCGGAUUUGGCCUUGGACCCACUGUGCCUAUCACAAUGGCAUGGACAGCUGAGAUCUUUACACCACGCCACGGUGAUGUUGGUUGUGCUGUCAGUUCGGCAUUGGUGUCCGGAUUGGGAAACCUCGGAAGUGUCACUGCCACAUAUGCACUUUACAGCGGAUGGUCAGCAGAUGCUGCUAGACUGUACAGAGACUCGAACAUGAUGCUGGUACUGAUGCUUGGGGUCAGCAUUUUGGCGAGUGGGUUUUUGGUCGUCCUCAGAUGGAAACUUGGCGACUUCAAACCAUCCACAAAGCUGGCAACCAGCACUGCGUUUUGA
Molecule: messenger RNA, 1572 nt
Organism: Kuraishia capsulata CBS 1993
Lineage: Eukaryota; Fungi; Ascomycota; Pichiomycetes; Pichiales; Pichiaceae
Exons: 1
Coding region: 1-1572 (523 amino acids)
Biological process (GO): biotin import across plasma membrane
Cellular component (GO): membrane
Molecular function (GO): solute:proton symporter activity; biotin transmembrane transporter activity; dethiobiotin transmembrane transporter activity
Source: RefSeq, a predicted model, not a curated record